AUGGCAAUUACCAAAACUUUCUCCAUUUUCUCUGAACCAACACAUAAUUUUCAAAUUUAUUGGAUUUACGAUAAUCCAUUCUCAAAAGCAAGCGAAAUAUCCAAUAACGAAGAAUUUGAUCCUGAGACAUUGUACUUUAAAAACUUUGAUGGCGUUUAUUACGAAGAACCAGAAGAAGACCAUGAAAAGGAUGAUCUCUCUUACGAAUCAGAUUGUAAUUCUGAUAUCUCUUCGGCCACAGAAUAUAGUAUUCAUUCUCCCGAUAAAAGCAUUCCAGCACAUGAAAGUGACAACGUUUUAUUAACUUAUUCUCGUAACACAUCUAUUUCAACAUGUUCACUACCAAUUGAAGAUAAGGAAUCAAUGGAGAUUAACAUCAAUGCGUCCGAGAAAGUCCUUGAUAUGAACCCUAAAGACUAUUAUUGGGCUUCUUCGGUAAACUUUCGCCAACAAAAAACUUAUAAUAUUAUUAAAGUAGAUUUAUAUGACUCUUCCAAAUAA
Molecule: messenger RNA, 501 nt
Organism: Ambispora leptoticha
Lineage: Eukaryota; Fungi; Glomeromycota; Glomeromycetes; Archaeosporales; Ambisporaceae
Source: the annotation of a GenBank genome assembly